CAUAUCAAAAUAUUCCAUCCAAGCUCUCUCCGCGUAUCAUUUUUUUUUAACAAAAUUAUUUUUUUUAUUUCCGACACAAAUACGCAAAUAUUCGAUAUAAUGCUCGAAAGUAAACUUACAUUUUUUUUUGGGAGGGGGGGUCGAAAAUCCGUUUGUCAAAAUAAAAAUUAAAAUUAAAAAAAAGAAUUAGGCUGUUGAUAUGGGGCGGAAAGCAACAAGACGGUGAAAGCGAGCAGAGCACCAAGCACAAACGGGUCAAAAAUGGAAAUGUCCGCAAAAAAAACGGAGGAAAUUGUUGAAAGCAGCACGUGCUUCCUUAUCAAGGCGAAGAUACAAUAUUUAUUCCUGGUCUCCCGGGAUGCCCCACUCCGUCUAUUGUCCUCCCAUUCCUCAGUGCUGAUGCUUAAUUUUCAAAACUUCUAUAUCACCAAGGGACCUACGACAUCAGCCGAGAAAUACCCUGCAAGUACAAAAUCCGUGAGCCAGCCCCGUCCGUGCAGAGGGGAGACGCUCGCCGCCUUGCACCAGCUUUUCCCUGCCCUUACUACCCACACACAGCACGCGAGGGGAGACUUUUCCAUUUAUCGCACAUUUUGGGGACUUUAACGCCUUUUUUUUUUUUUGCCAUUGUUGGAGAGGAGCGGGGGGGGAAAGCAACGGGUUACUUUGGAGAAGCACACAAUGUCAGCGACCUUCCCGGGACUUGUCCACGACGCAGAGAUACGUCACGACGGAUCAAACAGCUACCGGCUCAUGCAGCUCGGUUGCCUGGAGUCCGUGGCCAACUCCUCGGUCGCCUACUCCUCCUCCUCCCCGCUCACCUACCCGGCGCCGGCGGGCACGGAGUUCGCCUCUCCUUAUUUCUCAGCCAACCACCAGUACACUCCCCUGCACCACCAGUCCUUCCACUAUGAGUUCCAGCACUCUCACCCGGCCGUGGCCCCAGAGGCCUACGGGCUCAACUCGCUCCACUCGGGUCAGUACUACCAGCAGAUCCACCACGGAGAGCCCGCAGACUUCAUCAACCUGCACAGCGCACGCUCGGCACUCAAGUCGUCGUGUCUAGACGAGCAGCAACGGCGGGAACUGGGCUGCCUCGACGCUUACCGGCGACACGACCUGUCGCUCAUGACGUCACACGGCUCCCAGGCCUACGGCGUCGGGAUGCACCAUCCGGACCAGAGAUUGCUACCUGCUGCCGGCCUGGGCCUCCCUGCCACUGCAGACGACCUGCAGGGCUCCGUGGAAGCGCAGUGUGGGCUCGUGCUCAACGGCCAAGGGGGCGUCAUCCGGAGAGGGGGAACUUGUGUGGUGAAUCCGACAGAUCUAUUCUGCUCGGUACCAGGUCGACUGUCACUCCUCAGCUCCACCUCUAAGUACAAAGUCACCAUCGCAGAGGUGAAAAGAAGACUGUCACCACCAGAAUGCCUCAACGCCUCUCUACUGGGUGGAAUACUGCGCAGAGCCAAGUCAAAGAACGGCGGCCGGUGUCUUCGGGAGAAAUUAGACCGUCUCGGCCUCAACCUGCCGGCAGGACGGAGGAAAGCUGCCAAUGUCACACUGCUCACCUCCCUGGUGGAGGGAGAAGCGCUUCACCUGGCAAGAGACUUUGGCUACACCUGCGAGACAGAAUUUCCCAGCAAGGCGGUGGGCGAACAUUUGGCCCGGCAGCACAAUGAGUCAAAAGAAACCAGCGCACGGAAGAAAAUGGUUUUGGCUACAAAGCAAAUCUGUAAGGAGUUCCAGGACUUGUUAAGUCAAGAUCGUUCUCCUUUGGGAUCCUCCAGACCGACACCAAUUUUAGACCUGGACAUCCAGAGACACCUUACACACUUCAGUUUAAUCACCCACGGUUUUGGUACGCCAGCUGUUUGCGCCGCUCUCAGCACUUUCCAAACAGUCCUGAGCGAGAUGCUCAACUACCUGGACAAAAACUCAAGCGGCAAAACAAGCGGACCGACCGAUCAACAGAUUAACAGCGGCUCGGAAAAGUCGCAGCUCCGCAAAGCGACCGAGCCGCAGAGCAAAGACGGGAAAACUGAAAAGACUGAGUAGUCCCACCCGCCUGGUCCCCCGUGCCUUGAAGCUGUGUGUGUGCGUGUGUGUGUAUAUUUAUUUAUUUUAUUUAUUGAUUGAUUUAUGGACUCAUGAUGUACACAUGGACAUUCUAACAUCAGUGUGCCAUUGCACAAUACAUACAUCCACUCACAUAAAAGGGGUUAGAGGUCAUUUCAAUGUGCAGAAUCAAAAUAAAACCACAAGACUUGACUUUCCUCUGGUUUAUCCAAAAUGGGGUCACCAACCUUUAUGAACAUGAGAAAUACUUUUGGGGUACUAAUUAUUGCGAAGGGCUACACACUACUGAAAUAACAGAUUAACAGAUUUUAUCUAUGUGAAGAUGCGGUUCAAUAAUUUGUUUACAGAAUAUGCAACAUUUUAUUUCUAUCAAUUUCUGCAACUGUUUACAUUUUGAAAUGCUUCAUUCGAAAACAUUCCAAUGAAAUCACAAUCACAAGUGAGCUCCUUUUAAAAGAGGCCCUUGGGCAGCUCAUGUGGUCCUUGCCCACCAUGUUGGUGACCUCUGACCUACAACGAUAACCAUCUUUGAUUGGCAAGUUUCUGAAGACAAAAUCAGUUGUUAACGCAACAAAUUGUUUUGCAACAUCCCCACUCCACAAACCUUUGGCUUCAUUAUGAAUUUCAUCAUCUGUGGUAUAGCAAAGAAUAUUUUUACACAAGAGUCUGGUAUGAAGCAAAAGCAUGUUCUGAUGAGAAUUUAGUAAGAUUACUUGCUAAAUUCUUUUGAGUACACAUUGAAUGUCCCAACAUGAGCUAUAGGCUAUGACGUGUGAGUGGAAACAUUUUUUUAUGAGUUGUUAUUUAUAUGUGGGGGGUGGUUGUAAAGUGCGGGAUGGGUCCAAGUCAGCCAUUUUGUUACAGUGACUCAGCAAUCACUAUUUCCUGUGCAUGUCCAUGUCUACCUUUGUACACUCUCGGAAAACGGCAGCUUUAGCCGACACAAGCUCUACGACUUGCUCAUGAACAUUUGUAAAGAUAUAUAUAAAUAUUUAAAUAACUUUUCUUGUAGGAUUUGGACUAUAUAUAUGUUAAACCCCUACAUUUAAAAAAAAAAAAAAAAAAAUGCUGGUGUUCAAUAAAUACAAGUUGCUAUGUGUUCUA
Messenger RNA from Syngnathus acus (greater pipefish), 3180 nucleotides. RefSeq names its product transcription factor AP-2 delta (activating enhancer binding protein 2 delta) (gene tfap2d). NCBI's taxonomy places the organism in Eukaryota, Metazoa, Chordata, Actinopteri, Syngnathiformes, Syngnathidae. Gene Ontology annotation, biological process: anatomical structure development; regulation of transcription by RNA polymerase II; regulation of cell population proliferation. Gene Ontology annotation, cellular component: nucleus. Bases 682 to 2055 code for a protein of 457 amino acids. Gene Ontology annotation, molecular function: RNA polymerase II transcription regulatory region sequence-specific DNA binding; DNA-binding transcription factor activity, RNA polymerase II-specific. The transcript is spliced from 8 exons. The record is from RefSeq and is a predicted model, not a curated record.